AAGUCGGAAGCGACCCGAUACGAGUCAGUCGUUCGCGAAGCACCAAUACGUUUAGAUCGAUCGAUCGAUGUACGAGUGCAUCUAAUGGAUUAUUGAUUCGACAUAUAAAUUCCGAACAAUAUUGGUAUCGUUAUACUGUAUUUACUACAAAUUAUUACACAUAAGCACGCGAGACAAUGUGUGUUAGUACUUAAUUAACGAUAAAACAAUGAACUUAAAAUUCACUAAAGACCGAACUAAAUCAUUCAACAACUUGGCGAUGCUCUUCUAAAGUUUACAAUUAAAUACUAUCUAAAUACCUCCAAAAGUUGAUAUUUUCAUGUUUUUUGUACAUGCCAUAAAUUGUGCAGUUUAAAUAGAAAUUGUUUAGAAAUCAUAAUUUAAAAAAGAAGAAAUUUUAAAGAACGUGUAAAAGGAAGAGUUCUUGGUGUCAGUGAGAAAAGCGAUUGGAUUCUUCAUGGGGGUUGCAAAGGACACCAUACGGUCCUCCGUGCACGCGACUUGUAGGAGGGUCGUUUCGCUCUACUGAAUCGUAAAACCACCCCAGUGUGGCAUCACAUGUGGCAUCAUUGCUCAUCCUCGUCGUUACUGUCGAACCUGAAUAUUUCAAGGAGCUUUCCCAAAGCAUUUGAACUAAUUUCUCCUUCGACGAGUUCAACGUAGAAUACCUCAUAAAAAGAGAUUAGAAUCGCCGCGAAAGUUGGCCGAGGAAAGCGAAUAUAAAAAAUGAGCGCGUUUAAGAGACAUCAAAGCAAAGUGUUCUGGAGUCACAUGGCGUCUCAGGAUCUAGAAAGUUUGGAUCCUUUCGCUUCGAGGAACGAUUUUGCUAAUGUCAAGCAAAACAUAGCGUACAAUCUUGAAGUAGCCGAAGAGGAAACGGAAGAAGAGCACUCGUCCAGCAUCAACGAUACCAGCGACACGAUCGAUGCUGAAAACGUAACGGCGAUUCGCGUCUGCCUAAACGAAAACGAUGAACGACAAUAUUCGAGAAUGACAACGAUACACGAGGAAAAUCUGAUGACUCAGACGGUCACAAUGGAAAUAAAGGACGAAGAUAAAGGAGACGAGAAUAAUAUCGUUCUGGCAAACAGAUCGUGCAGUCCUUUGAGUCAAGAUCUCCGAAGUCUAGAUUCCGGUUUCUCCGAUUCCGAACGAUCGAAUUGUUCCGAAUUAUACGAGAAUGAAACGCCUAGACGAAGGAGACGGAAGCGAGUUAAGGAUCGACGACAUGGAAUGCAUUCGAGAAUCGGUGCUGUUUGGUUGGAAAAUGAGACUAUUCCGAACCCAACAUAUACCUCUACUCCCAAGGACUCCAGAAUUUUACCUCGAAAUAAAAUGGUCCUUAACACGCACGAAGAGCGAGGAGUGUCAAGAUCGCGCAGAACGGAAGACGAUCAAGUAGAUGCGUCGAAAAUUCCGCCACCUGUUUCCUUGGAAGACGAGUGCCUUGGCGAUUUCUUGUACGCGACUGAACCACCGGAAGAUGCGACCGCGCCAAGAAGCGCAAACUCAUCGAUAGCGACUAACUUUUCAGAGAUAGAAUCAUCCUACAAGUCUACUCUACAUUCCAGAACUUACAGACAAUCCUCAUCGGUGAGAUCAUGGUUGAGCGAUCUCGCAAUGGAAAUCGACAACGAGUGUGGUAACACUCUUCAAAGCAAAGCUCUACCACAACGAAGACCUAGCGAAUUUUUAGACGAAAAAGAAGAAAUGAAUGAUUUGAAGAAUCUGUCGACUUUAGCUACGGCUGCUGCAAACAAAUUACUUAUUAGAGCUGAACAAUUUGAUCGACAUUAUCAGUAUAUCUUUAGUAAAGUGUCGCAUUUAGAAAGUGGCAGAUCGGAGCAGCAGCUUCUACGUGCCAUAGAGGAAGACGCUUUCUCCCUGCUUUCGGAGUUAGGUGCACCGCCCCCGUGUAGAAUUCAACAAAACAAUUUGAAAACAAUAUUAACGCAGUUGGAAAGUAUGAAGAAUUAUAUUGACGCUACUGUAGACACUCGUUUGGAUUUUUAUAUCGAAAGGGUAGUCAGAGGGUUGGAAGAAGCGCCAAAAAAUGAUAUCAUGUUAGCCAGAGGUGCUCUAGCAGCUUUAACUGCUCUAGGUUUGGCAGGACCUCGAGCAGGAAGCAGUAUCACAAGAUGUUCAGGCAUCAGGGCGCUUUUGACCUCCUUGAUCACAGCUGGUAGGACUUCAGUAGAUUUUGUCGCAGCUUCUUUACGUGCAUUGGCGAGCGUGUGUUGUUCUGCUACGGCAAUAAACCAGUUUGUUAAAGACGGUGGUCCAGAGAUAUUGACAGACUUACUAGUCGUGGAUAAUACAUCUGAGAAAGAGAAAAUGGAAGCAACAGCAUUGCUUGUACAAAUCACCGCACCCUGGGUCAAUGGUUUAGGUCUACCGUAUGUGGAACCUUUUGCAAAGGAUUUAAUACUGCCCUUAAAUCGUCUAGUCGAGAACACCAACUGUGGUCAGACUUUAUUGCUAGUCGCAGCCGCGUUCCAUCACCUGUCCAAAUCUAGAAAAUGCGCAUUUGUGAUACUGGAACACGACACGGUUAAGAAGUUGCUCAAAACUGUGAAAAGGUCAGCUGGCAGGAAUGUUUGGUUAAUGGAGCAGGUAGCAGCUCUUAUCAGUGAACUAGCACGUAUACCUGAAGCUCGAACGCAUCUGGCGGAAGUUCGUGCCUCUAUCGCGCUAGUUUCUUUUCUUAGAAUGCGACCUCCUGGCUUAGAAAAGGCAUAUAGACGUUUAGAAAUUACUGCUGCAGCAGCACUUACGAGACUCUGUGUAGAUCCAGAGAUUGCAAGACAAGUGGUUGCUGUCGGAGGCGCAGAUUGUCUCCCGUCGUAUAAAGCUGAAGAUCUUUUGACCGAGGAUGAAGAUCAAAUUGAAGCCGGAUUGUUAAGAUACACAAAAUCCUUAAGAAGAGCGUGUAAAAAAGCCGCAAAACAAAUCGAUAUCGCGAGGGCCAGUGAUUAUAGUACUUUGAGUUAAAAUCAAUAUGAAAGUUGUACAUAUGUCGAAUACAUUUUAUAAGAAAAAGAGAGUUUAUGUUUAUAUACUUGUAUAAUAAAGACACUAUAUAUAUGUAAUGUAUAUUUUUAUUACAUUUGUAUAAAAAUAUAUUAUAUAUUGUAUCAUAUUCUAAGAAUCUUAAUUUAGAUAUAAGUAAAAUUACAAAAAAUACUGAUAAAAAUAGUAUAUUCUUUUCUAAUGACAAGCUACUUAUAAUAGAAUUUAUAAUCCUAAAGUAGAAGAAAUCAAGUUUUGUAAAAAUAAUGUAAUUUGAAUUGACCUGAUGAAUAAAUAAAACCAAUUUGUUUGUUA
Bombus terrestris (buff-tailed bumblebee) is the source of this 3324-nucleotide messenger RNA. It is a transcript of the gene insc, whose product is annotated as protein inscuteable homolog. Lineage: Eukaryota; Metazoa; Arthropoda; Insecta; Hymenoptera; Apidae. Gene Ontology annotation, biological process: establishment of mitotic spindle orientation; asymmetric cell division; apical protein localization. Gene Ontology annotation, molecular function: cytoskeletal adaptor activity. The coding region runs from base 727 to 2991 and encodes 754 amino acids. The transcript has 5 exons. The record is from RefSeq and is a predicted model, not a curated record. Gene Ontology annotation, cellular component: apical cortex.